Messenger RNA from Hermetia illucens (black soldier fly), 1841 nucleotides. RefSeq names its product probable ATP-dependent RNA helicase DDX52 (gene ais). Gene Ontology annotation, molecular function: RNA helicase activity; ATP binding; nucleic acid binding. The record is from RefSeq and is a predicted model, not a curated record. Lineage: Eukaryota; Metazoa; Arthropoda; Insecta; Diptera; Stratiomyidae. The transcript has 6 exons. Gene Ontology annotation, biological process: maturation of SSU-rRNA. The coding region runs from base 47 to 1837 and encodes 596 amino acids.
CGUGCCGUGUACGUUCAUAUGUCAAGAGUGGAAUAGCCAAGUCGCGAUGGAUGCUCACGAUAUUUUCAAAAAAUUAACAAGAGGUGUAUAUUUUUCAAGGAAAAAUGUCAACAAUAAUGCAUUGAAGAAAGAAGUUAUUGAGGCUCCGGUGCAAAACGAUUUGGCGGCGGAAUUCUCUCAAUCAGAUGAAGAAGGCAACGAUAGUGAUGUGGAACAGGCGAGUGAGGCUGAAAGUGAAGAGGACACUGCAAAGUUUUCAUACAUUAACGACGAUGCAACAAAAUCUACAGAACCCAAAAAGAAAAAGAAGAAAUUAAACGAUUUAGAGGCGAAAAGGAAACUUCUGGAGCAAGAAGAGUUGAAUCACUUUCGGAAUGUCCAGCGAAUAUCGGUAACAGGAAAGCGAGUUGCAGACCCCAUAAGGACCUUCGAUGAACUCGGAGAGAAGUAUAAAGUGCCAGACAAACUGGUCGAAAACCUCGCUGUCUGCGGUUAUCCGCUCCCAACCCCGAUUCAAAUGCAGGCCGUUCCCAUCAUGCUGCAGGGGCGAUCAUUAAUGGCCUGUGCCCCCACUGGUUCCGGCAAGACAGUAGCGUUUCUUCUUCCGGUCCUGCGAGAUUUGAAAGGUCCUCAACGGAAAGGAUUUCGAGCUAUGAUUCUGGCGCCAACACGAGAAUUGGCACAACAGAUUUAUCGUGAAUGCCUUCGACUUAGCGAGAAGACCGGUCUGAAGAUUCAUCUGAUUAACAAGGUGAGCCAAGCGGAGCAGAAAUUCGGGGAGAAAAGCAGUAAAAAGUACGACAUUCUCGUAUCAACCCCAAAUAGGAUUUGCUAUUUGCUGAGUCGCGAUCCACCUGUUUUGGACUUUUCACAAAUCGAAUGGUUUAUCGUCGACGAGGCGGAUAAGCUAAUGGAAGAGGGUGCCAACAGCUUCAAGGAGCAGUUCGACCAGAUUUUGGGCGCAUGCACCAGCUCCAGUCGGAAGGUUGCAUUAUUCAGCGCGACGUACACAGUACCUGUGGCCAAAUGGGCAAUACGAAACCUGAAGGGGUUAGUGCGAGUGACUGUUGGUGAGAGGAAUGCAGCAACGGAUACCGUACAGCAGGACCUGUUGUUCGUGGGAUCGGAAUCUGGAAAGUUAUUGGCGUUCCGUGAUUUGGUGCGAGGUGGACUUCAACCGCCUGUGCUAGUAUUCGUGCAGAGUAAAGACAGAGCUAAACAGUUAUUCAGCGAACUCAUUUACGAUGGCAUAAAUGUGGAUGUAAUUCACGCCGAUCGAACCCAAAAACAGCGAGACAAUGUGGUCAAAGCGUUCCGGGAAGGAAAAAUUUGGGUAUUGAUUUGUACCGAGCUUAUGGGUCGCGGUAUUGAUUUCAAAGGCGUCAACCUUGUCGUUAACUAUGAUUUUCCGCCAACGCCGAUAUCAUACAUCCAUCGAAUCGGUCGAACUGGACGAGCCGGUCGGCCGGGCCGUGCCAUCACAUAUUUCACACAGGACGACACUCCGAAUCUGAGGAGUAUUGCACAUAUAAUCAAGAAUUCAGGCGGCAAAGUUCCGGACUUCAUGCUUACACUAAAGAAGCCGAAAAAGUCAGAAAGGAAAAACCUGGCCAAACGAGCACCAGAACGAGAGGAUAUAUUAACAGUACCCAAAUUCCAAAUGAAGCGGAAGGAGAAGCUGAAAAAAAUGGAAGAACUCAAGAAGCGGAAAGGUAAAGGGGAAAAAGGAAGUGCAGAUAAAGCAGAAAAUGUUGACGAUCCUGUGAUAUCGACUACUAUGAAGAAAAAACCUAAGAAGAAAACUUUUUCGAAGAAAAAUAAAAAACCGUUAGCAUGAUCAA